Molecule: messenger RNA, 5272 nt
Organism: Diorhabda sublineata
Lineage: Eukaryota; Metazoa; Arthropoda; Insecta; Coleoptera; Chrysomelidae
Gene: fw
Product: sushi, von Willebrand factor type A, EGF and pentraxin domain-containing protein 1
Exons: 15
Coding region: 5-3451 (1148 amino acids)
Source: RefSeq, a predicted model, not a curated record
GGUGAUGUUAAAUGUGUUCCCAGGUUUUUUAAAGAUGUGUGUCGUGAAUCUUAAAAAUCAAAGGAUCGGUUUAUGUAUUUCGGUGUUGUUUUUCUUGGGAUUUAUCUCGGCGAAUGCUGUUCAAGAUAAAAAAUGCGGUCAUCCACAAAUACCUCUAAACUCAAAGUUAACAUUAAGCUCUACAAAAUUAGAACAAGGUACCGUAGCAACGUAUCAAUGCGACGAAGGAUACGAAAGCUUCGGUGAAACAAAAACCACUUGUUCCGCAUCCGGCAAAUGGAUCGGGGAACCACCUUUCUGCGGUAAGUCUCACAAUAUUCAUCUCUCCUUAUCAAUUUCCAUCCUAUUCGUCAUUAUUUACCUUUCAGGAAUAAACGUCGCCUAUAGACGUCCUUCGAACCAAUCUACUACAGUUAAAGGAGGCUCCGCAUUGAACGCCAACGAUGGGGACAAAAGCACCGAACACGAUGGCAAAAGAUGUUCCGAAACGCAAAAGGAAACGAGUCCUUGGUGGCAAGUGGAUCUUUUAAAACCGUAUCCCGUUAAAGUUAUAAGGAUAACGACUAGAGGAUGUUGCGGUCAUCAACCCCUGCAGGAUUUGGAGAUCAGAGUAGGGAACAGCAGCAGUGACUUACAAAAGAAUCCUCUAUGCGCAUGGUUUCCUGGUACUAUAGAUGAAGGGGUUUCUAAAACGUUCACGUGUGCCCGAGUUCUCGUCGGACAACACGUCUUCCUGCAACUCGUCGGCGUCGAAGGGUCAUUGUCAUUAUGCGAAGUCGAAGUAUUCUCAUCAAAUGCCUUUUCCAUCGACCGUUGCACACCUCCAAACUCCCCGGACGAUAAAGAAUUAGCAACGUUCGGUCAGACUUGUUACAAAUUCGAAAUAAGCAAAGGGGGAUCUUUCGCCGACGCGAAAACUUAUUGCCAAAAACAAUAUGGAGAAUUGAUAAAUUCCAUGUUGCCCGUUCAAACGACUUUCUUGCAUUCCGAAUUGGACCGAAGGAAAUCGAAAUUGAAAACCCAAUUCGUUUGGGUGGGGGCCCAAAAAGAACCGAGCGUCGUAUCGAGGACCUGGAAAUGGGUUAACGGUGAUUUGGUACAGAGGCCUUCUUGGGGUAAAGAUCAACCGAAUAAUUAUAACGGUGAGCAGAAUUGCGUAGUUUUGGAUGGGGGUAGGCAAUGGUUAUGGAAUGACGUCGGAUGCAGUUUGGAUUACUGUCAUUGGGUAUGUCAACGUGGUCCAUUUUCCUGCGGUAGUCCCGACAAAUUAAUAAACACUACUAUAAUCGGUUCAUCUUACGACAUCGGAUCCACCAUCGAGUACCAAUGCCCCGAAGGUCACAUGCUGGUCGGUAAUUCCAAAAGAAAAUGUGGCAAAGACGGACAGUGGACCGGUACAGCUCCAACGUGCAAAUACGUCGAUUGCGGUAUCUUGCCGAGUUUAAACCACGGUUCGAUUGAAUUACAAAACAAAGUAACGACAUACGGAGCCAAAGCUAUUUACACCUGUCACGAAAAUUACACUCUAGUCGGACACGAAGUGCGAACGUGCGGAGACGAAGGAAAAUGGACGAAUUCUACGCCCCAAUGUCUGUUCGAUUGGUGUCCCGAGCCGCCCGGAAUCAACGGCGGUACAAUCACAGUUUCCGGCCGUAGAACUGGCGACACCGCAACGUUCGCUUGUAAUCCCGGUUACGUAAUAAUCGGAGAAGAGGUUAUUUCGUGUCGAUUGGGCGGCGAAUGGUCGGGGAAAGCUCCCGCUUGCAAAUACAUCGAUUGCGGAUCGCCCGCUAAUAUAGACAACGGGAAAUACGUUCUGAUAAACGGAACAACGAGCGUCGAAAGUAUCGUCGAAUAUUCUUGCAUAGAAGAUUAUUGGAUGAACGGUCGAAGCGUACAAAAAUGUACCAGGGAGGGUAAAUGGUCGGCGGACGCGCCAUCUUGCGAACUGAUAACUUGCGAAGAACCGGAAGUACCACCGGGAAGUUACGUAGUCGGUUACGAUUUCAACGUACAUUCGACGAUCGAAUACCAUUGCGAAGUGGGCCAUGUAUUAAUCGGGGAGUCUGCGCAUGUGUGUAAUAAGAACGGGGAUUGGAGCGGAACGACACCUAUUUGCGAAUAUAUCGAUUGCGGGAUGGUUCCCGAUAUACCGAACGGGCGAAUAACUUACGUCAAUGGCACGACGUAUCUGAAUAGCGAGUUGUACUACAGUUGUUACAAAAAUUAUAGAUUGAGCGGUGUGCAGAGAAGGACGUGUCUCGAAAAUAGAGAAUGGAGCGAUUACGAGCCGAAAUGCGAAGAAAUCAAAUGUCCCGAACCCAUUUUGGCGCCACACAGUAUUUUAUCCGUUACCAGCAACGAUCGAUUACACGCCAGAACGUUGAUAAGAACAUCGGAUUCGAGCAACAGCGCAUCUUCUUAUAAAAUAGGAGCUCUCGUGAAAUAUCGAUGCGAACGCGGCUACAAAAUCAUGGGGGAGGCACUAAGUACUUGCGAGGAUACAGGAAAAUGGACGGGCAGCGUUCCGGAAUGUAUAUACGUGGAUUGUGGUGUUCCCGAAAAUAUUACACGUGGCAUAGUCACUUUACCGUCUAACGCUUCGUAUUACGGAGCUCUGGCUCUGUACACGUGCGACGACAACUACGAACUGGACGGCGUUUCGAGAAGGCUGUGCCAAGAAAACGGCACGUGGAGUUCCGAUGCACCGGUUUGUAAAGAAAUUCAAUGUAAAACCCCAGAAGCCCCGAAUGGUCUAUUAGUUACGGUUACUACCCACAGUGUAGGCGGCGUUGCCGUUUAUCAGUGUCCCAAAGGACAUAACAUGAUAGGAAACGAUACAAGGAUUUGUAUGAGGAAUGGAAUAUGGAGCGGGUCGUAUCCGUCGUGCGCAGCCGUCGACUGCCGUCAACCAGGAGACAUAGAAAACGGAAGAGUGCUCGUAGUUAACGGUACGACUUACAAAAGCGCCAUCGAGUACCACUGUAUACCGAAUUUCGUCAGAGUCGGACCAUAUUUGAGAAAAUGUAUGGAAACGGGAGAAUGGUCAGGAGAGGAACCCACGUGCAAAGUUCCAUCGGAAGCGCCUCAAGACUCCUCAAAUAUGACAACACACAUCGGGAUAGGAGCCGGGGUGGUAUUAUUCCUGCUGCUGCUUCUAGGCAUCAUCUAUUGGAAACUCCGAAAACCCGUAGCCGUAAAAAACACCGAAAACGUCGAAGGCGCCGAACGUAAAGAAGACAGAAACGCGGCGGUGAUGAGCUACGCCACGUUAACCGACAGAAACGGAUACUCGAACGGAAAUUCGAAUUUAUACGAAAACAUCCACGACGAAAACGUGUACGACGCCCCUUACGAAGAAACCGGCCGGCGCAGCAGCGGCGAAUACGAACCGGAACCGGUAGGAAGAACCGGAAACGGUAUAACGAUCAACGGAGUGGCUGUGAGAUGAAUCGAGUUACCGGAAAUGUGAAAUUUGUGUUUUUCGAUUAAAUAGAAAAUUAAGAAAAUCGCACUGAAUAGACCAAAGGAUAAGUUGGGUUAUACAACUAACUCUGUGAUAAAUUGAGUUACAUUAAUUUAAAUACUUUAUAUAUAAAAAGUUACGAGUUUAAAAGAUAUUAUAACCUCACAUUUUUCUUUUUUUAAUUUGAUCCAUUAUAAAUCAAUCAAAAACCCCGAGAAUUGAUCAAAUACUAAUGAGACAUAAUACGGGGACAUCUUGUUAUAAAAAACAAAAAAUUUCAGUCUUAAGACCGAAAAAUUAUACAUGGAGAGUUACUUUUGAUCAUAUAACUUUUUGUGAGUAAACAAUGGCGUUUUUUUUUAAAUUUUUUUCUCGUAAUUUUAUGAAUAUUAAUUAUUAUCAUCAUCUAAAAUGAUUUCCAGCUACACAGGAUGUCCCAGAUGUAGUUAAACAAAUCAAAAGUACAAUUUUUUUAUAUGAAUCACCCUAUAUUUCGCCAAAGUGACCUUUAAUAUUUUAAUACGUCAUUAUAAUCGUAUUUUUAAUUUGUUUAGUUACUUCUGGUACUUUCUAGAUGUUUGGAAAUGAUAAAAAUUUCGAAAAAUGUCCACUAGAAACCGUAUAAAUAUGUUUGGUUCACCCUGUAUAUAGUUAACCGGAUGAUAAAAUGAAAAAAUGUUACGAAAUAAUCGAUCAAGUACCAAAUGUAUGAUUCAAAUUAAAAAAAAAACUAUUUUUUUACAAAAUUUCGAUGGAAAUGUCCUCCACAUUAAAAAUUUCCACUUUUUUCUCGGUAUAUUAAUAAAAAAAUUCAUAUUUCUUCAAUAAUUGCUCGAAUCUCGUCAUUUGAAAGGAAUUUGAGAUUAAAGUUAAAUCAUUUCGAAGCAAAUUUCAUUUUUGUUCAAGAAUUUCAUAACCCGCAAUCGAAUAAGCUUUAUGAACACCUUCAGUACUUCUAACAGUUAAAAUUUCUUCUCUAGGCCCCAUUUCAUCAGAUCUAGAUCAAAAAUUAGUUCACCAAAUCAUGAUAAACAAUUGAAUUGUGGAAAAACUCAGUCAAAAAAACAAAUUUUCCAUAUAUUUUUGCAGAAAUUGCAAAUAUAAGACCAAUUUUUUCACCGUUAAGAUACUUCUGGAGCCGAACAACCACUCAAGGAUCAAAAUAUACUUCAAAAACGACUGUGUCUUCAAUUGCAACACUUCAGGCAUGAUUUUUCAUAAAAAUAUUGUGCUAAAAGGAACCUCAGUGCUGUACAGUUGAAAUUAGUUCCCAGGCCCCCUUUUCAUCAGAUCUAGUUCCAAAACUAGUUCAUUGAAACAUGCUAAACAGUUAUUUUAUCAAUUUAUAGAAAAAACCGUGUCCGAAAAACAAAUUUCCCACAUAUUUGUUGCUAAAAAUAGACCACAGAUAAUACUAAAAUUAUUUCACUGUCUCCUCUUUUCUUAAGAUUUAGUUCCGAGUGAUUUUCCCUGUAUUGAAAAUGUAUUGAACAAUAUUACGAUCUCACUAUAUACACGAUGAAAAUGUAAAACUAAAUAAAAAACUGUUAUUUCAUAAAACUAAAUAAAAAAUUGUUAUUUUGAAAUACCACUAAAAUUGAUCACUCAAAUUGAAGUUUUUCUUAUCACAAGAAGGAGCAACUUGAUUGGGUAUCUACGCAUCCCCCAUCCCCAUCGAUCUAUGAAAACAGAUCAAAAAUUAUACUAAUACUUGUAAAUAUUGAUUAACUAUUCAUUUUGUAUAUACUCAUUUUGUAUUAAAAUGUAAAAUUGUAUAAAAAUAUAUUUUUAAUAUUUGACAUCAAA